CUAGGGCCAAGUGUCGAAUCUUGGAUGAAGCCAGCGGGGUGAACCCCUCAGCACUAACGACCAAUGGCCCACAAAAGUUCAAGAUUUCUUGCGUCUGAGCCGUUAGUAUGGAAAAUAAUUGGAAACCUUCGUCUCUGGACUAGGUUAAGAGACCCAUUCAGGAAAGAUCGCUGCAUAUCUGGGCCACGCCACCACCAGUCUAGGCACCGAUAGCAACAUGCAGGGGGUCAGUUCGCCGGAUCGUCUGGGCCGCGCACUGUCACUCGGGUCCUGAGUAAUUAUGUCCAUCCUGCAACACUACGGGGCACUUAUACCGAUUUCUUGGCGUUCUUUGGCUUUAGAUCGGCAACAGAAAACGAUAUCGCUUGAAGUACAGGUCAUAUCCCCUUUCAUACUAAUACAUUAGAGGUCACCAUGCUCAGAUCCUGGCGUACUUUGGUUGAUGAGCAGUAGCAGCAAGAUGGUGUCGCUCAAUCUACAGGAAAUUUUUUUUUUUCCCUCACUCACCUCAAUGACCGUUCACUUUUCUUUGUGAAUCUACUGUGGCCAUCUUCGACAUGAGCGCAUACGGAGGUUUAGGGCCCAUGACCAAUGCGGUCCUUUGGGUAGAGGUCGUGAUCUUUGCUGUCUUCGUAGGGCUAAGGCUCUAUACGCGAAAACACAUUCUGAAUUCGAUCGGCCUUGAUGAUUAUAUGGUCGUACUUGCAUUGAUACUUCACAUCCUUUACACCAUUUUUGUCAGCAUAGGAACCCACUACGGCGUCGGGCAACUGUUUGCGGAUGUCGGCGAUCCAGUUACCUAUUCCAAAGCCACCAUGUAUGAAGUGUUCAGCCAGGUGGCUGGUAUCAUGGUCAUUGGUGUUGGCAAAUGGGCUGUCGGCACUUUCCUCCUACGAAUUGUGCGAAAUAAAAUUCAGAUUUGGUUUAUCUGGGGUUGUCUUGCGAUCACCACUAUUAUCACACUGUUCGCCAGCAUUACCGUUGUGAUUCAGUGUUUUCCAGUCCAAAAGACUUGGAACCCAACUCUGGAAGGAACAUGUUGGCUCGACUUUUCCAAGGUGGGCUACACGGUUGGAUCGUGGUUCGUCGCUGCCGAUUUCUCCUUUGCGAUCCUUCCAUGGUUCAUUGUCUGGGAUCUUAACAUGAAGCAAAAGGAGAAGAUCACCGUUGCCUGCGGUCUCAGUCUUGGAAUCUUCGCUGGAGUAUGUGGUAUCGUGCGCACUGUAGCUCUGGCAGGCCUGAAUGCAUCUGAAUACAUAUAUGAUACUGUACCAAUGCUCAUCUGGUCCGCAACCGAAAGUUGCGUCACGAUCAUGUGCUCGACGAUUCCCGUCCUCCGUCCUCUCUACGUUCGCAUUAGGUACGGCACCAAGGACGAAAGCAAUUCUGGGAACAGUUCCUACAAACUGCCAUUGUACGGCAGCGGUCGCAAGUACGGCAGACUUUCGAAAUCCGGUCUUGACCCUUCCACCCUUGAAACGAUCGGCGGUUCUCGCAGGACACCUGCUGGACACUAUAACACCAGCAACGUUAGCAAUGAGCAUAUCCUGGGGGACACUGCAGGCAUCGCAAGAACAGACGAGGUUUCCGUCAGCUAUGAGCAAGUUGAGAAAAAAGUCUAGGAAGCGGCUCACGCUGUCGAGUACGCCGAUCGAUGUCUACUUGUCAAUUUGGGCCGGAAGGAGAGCGAUCUGAACCAGGAUGUCCGAGGGUCGAGUAUGGGUGAUUGGUGGAGGGGACUACUAACUAG
Molecule: messenger RNA, 1750 nt
Organism: Aspergillus pseudonomiae
Lineage: Eukaryota; Fungi; Ascomycota; Eurotiomycetes; Eurotiales; Aspergillaceae
Exons: 7
Coding region: 558-1622 (354 amino acids)
Source: RefSeq, a predicted model, not a curated record